Messenger RNA from Apis florea (little honeybee), 2778 nucleotides. RefSeq lists its product as uncharacterized. The record is from RefSeq and is a predicted model, not a curated record. NCBI's taxonomy places the organism in Eukaryota, Metazoa, Arthropoda, Insecta, Hymenoptera, Apidae.
AAAAAUUUCCAAUAUCGACAAAACAAAUGCCGCGUGGUGCCAUGUAGAGGGGCAAUCUUCCUUCUGACAAUCCAGCAUCGAGUAAUGCUGAAACACAUCCUGACGGGGCAACCGUCGUCAGCGGGCUCCAGGCACCAGCACAAUGAUUAUCAAGCGAGCUCGGGCUCGUUGCACGGCGGCCACCAUCAUCACCAUCAUUCCAGUCACCAACAGGAUCAGCAGCAACACCUUCAUUACAACCAAAGCAGCAACGUUCGUGGAACAGGAAGCCAAGGACGGGGGGUCGACGUUUACGACUCUGUAGUCCAUCAGAGAGGGAACGUGCAUCAAGCUGCCACGACGCCAUCGUCCACUCACAGACACCCUCUGAAUCAUUCCCAAUUGAGCGUGAACAAUCUGUCCCAACGAUUAAAUCAUUCCCAUGCCCUUAACUUGUCCACGUUGUCCACGUCGAAGCAUUCGGUGAAUAGUGUUAGUCCUGUCGGUGGUGGAAACAACAACAACAACAACAACAACAAUAACAAUAAUAACAACGUGUCGACUUUGGGGCACACAGUAGUAUCCCAGGUGCCGUUGCAUCAAGAUAGCAGACCCAAAGCGAAUGGAGGCUUCGAUAUUUCAAGACUGUCCAGGUUACCCAGUCAGACGACACCUUCACCUGCACCUGUUCUCCAAGGUACGACUGUCGGCGGUCAGUUGACCGGUGCUGGUUCCACGGCGUUCCCGUUGAACGCCUCCUGGUCCUCGUCCCUAUCGAGGAAUCACAAAGACCACGAGUCCGGAGCGAAAGAGACGUUGACCAGUUUAGGCUUGUUGUGUCUGGUGUCGUUAUUAUUGGCACUACUCUCGUUAAUCUUCUUGCUGAAGAUUUCACCGUUAACGGUGACGCCGAGUAGCCUGAUCAGCCCGGAGGAGUAUACGAUUGUGUACGAGGUGACAUUGGCGCUGUGCGCCCUCGCCCUCUCCUUGAAUCUUUGUUGUCUCCUCGUUUGCGCUAUACAGUUCCUCUUCACAGUGAAGCUUGUUAAGACUUCGUAUCAAGGGCACUGGAGUAACAAGUACCUGCAAAAAUCAUCCAUCAGCCGGAUAUGUGCUGUCGGAGGAUUUUUCAUUAGCAUUCCUGUUUUUCUAACUGGUAUGAUAUUGUACACAUUCAUCCAGUUUCAUUCAACACCGGCAAUCGUCACGUCCGUUUUUAUAGGUCUUGGCAUUGUGUUUUGUGGAUGUGCAAUGGUUCAUAACGUCUUCGUGUGGCAGAGGGAGAAGACGAACGCCGUGAAAGCGUUAGCGCGUGAACAAUGUGAAGCGGCAGUACAAUUGCAGCGUCAACAGCAAUUACAGCAGCACCAAAAUCAACCUCAAUUGCAACAACAACAACAACUACGUGGACCAUUGACUAUCCACUAUGCUGGCUGUCCUACAAAAGUUGGCUCUGUGACAAAUCAACUAAAUGCCAGUCAUACAAUACACAGUCGUGCGACACAAUACCAACAUUAUCAUCAUCAUCAUCAUCAUCGACACGUGUCAAUGUCCCCACCACCCUUGUUGCUUUCAUCGCCAGCUUCGAUCGCAGCGACGCACAAUCAUUUAAAUGUGAGCGGACAUAGAAACAUAGUUACGCCACCAGAUACACCGGCAGAUAGAUCGCCACCAAGUCCUGGAAAUAAAUUGAAUAGAUCGCAACAUUUGCCGCGGGAAACGACCGGCAGUGUUAGCCCUGGACUUCCAGCUGCCACAUUGGAUUUAAGUAGUGCAGCAACUACUAAUAGUCCUCAUGAAUUGUCUACAUUGGUUUAAAAUCUUGAUUCAAAGAUUGUUUUUAAUGUAGAAUUGAAGAUUAAUGAUUGAUUAUUAGUUUCCAAAUUAAAUUUUGAUUAAAGAGAAAAAUAUUUAAAAUUAUUUUUAAAAUUAUAGACUCAUUUCAAAAUUUGGAUGAUAUUAAUUUAAUUGGUAGAAUAAUCGGUUUUUAAGUGAACGGUAUGAUUAAAUGAUUAGUUCGUUUCUUUUCCUACAGUGGGCACUAGUAUACAAUAUAGUAUACAAUAUCAUUUCUGUGGUUUCCCGGUUAACCUGUUGCUUAUAGGAUUAUGUAAUCUUGUUGUUUAAUACUUGUAUUUUGUAAAUUUUUUAAUUAUUUUGGAUUUUUAUUCAGUUUUCUUAAAGAACUUUUCUUAAAAAAAAAAAAAACGAGUUGAAUAAGCAUAAAUUCCAAGCAUCGGGAAUAUGGAAUAAUUGUUUCAAUUGACAAAUUCCGUCAAUUAGAUUUUUUAUAAUGAAGUUUAUUAUAGAAAGAAAAACAAUUUAAUGAUAAGAGGAAAAAAGAGGGAAAAAAGAUUAUUAUGAGAAAUAGAAAAACAAAAAAGAAAAUAAAAUUGUUUGUUAAUAUUAAUUACAAAUAAAAUAAUUUUUAAGAAAACGUCCAAAAGACGUAACGAAAGGAAUAAUUAAUUUAUAUUUGCGUGUAUCUUGCCAUUACCAUUUUAUUACUAUUAUUGAUAUUGUUAAUAUUACUUAAUUACUAUUAUUAUUAAUAUUAAUAUUGUUACUAUUAUUAUCAUUAAUGUUAUAAAACUUCUAGUCCUAGGUUACUUUCGCCUUCACGAAAGAAUAAUUUUUUACUGUUGCGCGUAAUUCAGCGAUUAUAGAAUUCUCGUUGUGCAUGCACAGUAGAAAGAAAAUUGGCGAAGUGCAAAUCUUGAACUAUAAAGAGUAAAAAAUAUAUGUAGAUGUACAAGAAGAACUUUGUAUUGGUAUUAUAUAAAAUUUAAAUUUUAUGAC